Molecule: messenger RNA, 1125 nt
Organism: Trichosporon asahii var. asahii CBS 2479
Lineage: Eukaryota; Fungi; Basidiomycota; Tremellomycetes; Trichosporonales; Trichosporonaceae
Product: serum paraoxonase/arylesterase
Exons: 1
Coding region: 1-1125 (374 amino acids)
Source: RefSeq, a predicted model, not a curated record
AUGCUGACGCCUCACGGCGUGGUGAACCCCAUUGAAGUCCAGCCCAUCCUCGCCGAGAAGCUCCCCAUCUCCUUCGCCGAGGACGCUGUCUACGUCCCCGGCCACGACGCCGUCAUCUUCUCGACCGACACCGGCCGGGCUAUUUAUAACCCUUUCAGCGGCGAGGGCGACGCUACCGCGGCGCCAGGCGGCACGCUGGUGUGGUACGACGUUGGUUCGAAUACGCACCGCACGCUCUCCGUCUCCGACUGGCCCGAGGGAAGGGGGUUCCACCAGCUCGGCCUCAACCUGAAGGGCGACCUGCUGGCUAUCGCGAAUCUGGCCUCUCCGCCGGGCAUAGAGAUUCUGAAGCUUGAGGGCCACGGAGCACGCUGGCUCAAGACCCUCGUCCACAAGGACAUCAAGGUGCCGAACAGCGUCGUUCUGCUGAACGAACACCAGGUCCUCGUGACAAACAGCUACGGCUUCUCGCCGCGCCAGCACCCCCACCUCGCCAAGGCCGAGACGUUCCUCGGCCUCCCCCUUGGACGCGUGUAUCUCCUCACCGAGACCGAGAACGGCAUAGAGUCCAAGGCCGUCAGCGAAGGUUUGGCCAUGGCGAACGGCCUCGCGCUCAGCGACGACGGCAAGCUCAUGGCGGUAGUCGGCAGUGUCGGGCGCGAAGUGCAGAUCUACGACGUGGACCCGCCCGCUCUCGACAGCACAAACCCAGGCGCAUUCACGUACCGUGAGACCCUGCCUGUGGGGUACACAAUGGACAAUGUACACUUCCUCUCCUCGGGCGCCAACUACACCUUCCUGGCGGCGGGCCACCCCAACGCGCUCCAGUAUUUCAAGACGGCAGCAGCCAAGGGCGAGGGCCAGCUGGCCGGCAGCCGCGUCGUCAAGUUUACAGUGGAGAAGGCGCGCGAGCGCGAUACGGCCGAGCAGGCAAGGGCCGAGGUGAAUCGCCUGUUCACCAAAGUCGACAAACGCGUCCAGGUCGUGCUCGACGAUGUGGGCGCUUUCAUCGGUACGGCGAGCACGGCGCUGCCCCUCGGCGACGGGCAGAUGCUCGUCAUGGGGCUCUGGGACUGCGGCGUCGUGCGUGCCCGCGACGUCGAUCUGAGUCCUGUCAAGGUCUAG